This is a messenger RNA of Armigeres subalbatus, 461 nucleotides long. RefSeq names its product sperm flagellar protein 1-like. NCBI's taxonomy places the organism in Eukaryota, Metazoa, Arthropoda, Insecta, Diptera, Culicidae. Gene Ontology annotation, biological process: regulation of cytoskeleton organization. The transcript has 2 exons. The record is from RefSeq and is a predicted model, not a curated record. The coding region runs from base 43 to 393 and encodes 116 amino acids. Gene Ontology annotation, molecular function: microtubule binding. Gene Ontology annotation, cellular component: axoneme.
GUAUCAGGACUUAUCUUUACUCAUUAGGUAAACACUGACGACAUGUUAUCCACGGAAGAACAAUCCAUUAUUCAACAAUGGUUAUUUCAAUUUCGGUUAUCUAGCCGCAUUCGGAAGGUGUCUCGUGACUUAUCUGAUGGAGUAUUGGUAGCGGAAAUCCUUCAUCAAUUAUUUCCACGUUUAGUGGACUUGCACAACUACACCAAAGGUUUCGCCACCGCUCGCAAAUUGGACAACUGGGAGACGCUCAACCGAAAGGUGCUGAAAAAGUUAGGCAUUUACUUGACCCCGGAUAUCAUUCUCUCCGUCACACAGGGAACUCCUGGAGCAGCGUACGACAUCCUAAUGGAAAUUAUGAUCGCAGCCGAACGGAAUGGAAUAGAAUGUCUUUAGAAUAGGCUUUUUUCGGAAAAGUAUAUUUAAAUCUCACUAUUUCAUUACUCUUAAAAUAUAUUGUUCAA